CCCAAUGGAGGAAAAAACAUCGAUCAUUCGAUUUGGAGAAACGUAGGUGCUUUUCACGAGGAAUUAUUAUCUCUAUCUGUCGUGACUCGUGACAGAUUCCGCUGGCUUCGGUUUGAGCUGCAGUCUUCCUGCACCAAAGCAGACUUGAUGAGUCGAGGAAUGACACGGUUGAAGGUUUCACGCCCUCAAGCAGAGCGAGCAGUACGAGACCUGAAGCGCUUGAAGAUUUCAAGCGCCAAUGCAGUCAUUAGAAGUCGAAACAAAGACGAUGAAGACCAAUUUAUCAAGUUAAGCAAGGAAACAUUAUCGUUGGAUCCCAUCGUUCAAGCUGUUUGCCUGAAGAUUUAUCGGCGAGUGAAUAGUUUCAUCUAUUCAUCAACAAACCUUCCCCUCUUCUUUGCCUCUUGUGCUGAGAUUGGGAAUCACAAACCUUCGGAGAAUCCUUGCCUGGUAGAUGAAACAACUAGACUCUGGUUUGCAUUUGCGUUAUACUCGGCUGUGAGGCUUGAUAAAUCUGUUGGCAUGCUUAGUAAGAUGCACACUUCUGCUAGGAAGGAAGGGCUUACUUUGAACCAAAUACUAAGAUCUGCUGACCUGCGAGUUGAAGUUUUCCUUAAAGAGCUACCAAUCAUGGUCCUCAAAGCUGGGCGUGCCAUGAGUGAUCUGUAUCGUGCUGGCUGGGAGAAAAAGCUCAAGGCAAAGGAAUUGUAUACAAACUAUUUGCACCUAAACAUUUUAAGCCGGCACUACAAAGAAGCUUAUUGGGAGCUCUUCUCAGCUGUGGAUCCAACUAGCAAUAACCAGCCGGCAGCUUCUCACGGUAGCCAAGGUGCUUCAGACUAUAAUCGUUUUGGGUGGUUCCUAUUUCUGGCACUCCGUACUCAUGCAUUUGGUCAUUCCAUGGACCUGGUGACCUGCAUAAAUGGUUUGAUCUCUAUACUGGUCAUUCUGAUUAUGCAUGUGCCAGCUAACUUCCGAACUUUCAGUUUCAAAAAAGACGAGUGGUUUGUUGUGAAAGAUGACAAACGUGUUGAUUUGAUUGCAUCUCUUUCCAAACGGUAUGAUACUUCCGAAGAGGACCUGCUAAAUUCAAUGGAGAAGACCGUUACUAUAGUAAGAGAAGUCCUGCUGAAAAGACCUCGGCGUGCUUCUGAUUGUGAUAGUGAGACCCUAGUUGAUAUGAAAACUGAUGGUCUAAUAUAUUUUGAAGAUUUAUUGGAAGAAUCAUCUCUGUGGAAGAGUCUGAUUAGGCUGGAGAUCGAUUAUGAUCGUGAAAUGUGUAAAGAGGGCCAAUUGGAUGAGAGAGCUUUUCUUGACGAGGUAGACAACUGUUUUGCUCAAAUCCAACUGAUGCCUGCUACAUGUGUGAAAACGGUAAUUACAACUGCGAACUGGCUCCGGAAUGUGGUAUCUACACUGUCAAGUGAGCCUUCUGCAGAAUUGAUGCAGUCUUGCGAUGGAUUUCCCGUCGUAAAAAAUGCUCUUUCAGUGUUAGAAGCUUUAUUGCCAUGUAAUGCUGUGGUAGAGGAGGGUGUUCUUAGAAGUUUCCGGAGUACAAACACAGUCGACUACAUAUGGCUAGCACAACGAAGACAGGAGGUGCUCAAGAUAUAUUAUAAGGUUUUGGAAGCAAUGUGUACUGUGUAUGGAGCCAAUUUGACCUCAUUAUUAACCAAGACGAGGUUCCACAAAUGCAUGCUUGCUUGUUCAGCUGAACUGGUAUUAGCAGCACGUAAGACUGCGAAAAUGUUGUUGUUUCCUGCAAUUCUGGAGCAAAGUGAUAUUACAGCCUUUGAACUUGUCGAGGCGGUACAGUGUUUUCUUAGGCACGAGAAUUCUAUGCCUUGGGAGCUGAGGAUGCAUUUGGAAUCACUGAGAGAACGACUUUUCGAGAGUACCGUUUGGGAAGAAGGUUCGUUGAUGUACGAUUCUCUCCAAGUUGCAAGUGCUAUGCAUGUUUCAGAGAUUGAGCGUCUCCGUGCCAUAGGGAGACCGUCAUAUAUAAACUUUUCCUUGGAUGCAAUUGUGGCACGUAUGCGUUUGUCUUCUGUCUUGAAGCACAAAACUUGUCAUGGUCCAUGCAUUAACUUGAGGAGCGAGGUAGCGGAACAAGAAUUUCAUACAUCAAGAUCAGUGGAUCAUGUUCAAUCAGUGAUGCUACCUGCUAGUUUGCAUUGCGCAUUUGCUCGGCCAAGAGAUCCCUGUCCUUUAGAAGAGCAUCGUAGGUGUGCACAUGUAGCUAUCUCUUCAUUCUUGGAAAAGAUUGAAAAGUUAGCUUAUGGUAGAAUCCAUGGCAUGGCUAAAGCGUUGGGGAAGGUGCACAGGAAUUUUCAGGUAGAUAUCUGUUGGAGGAUAUUUCGCAAUGUACUUAUUGUACGCACAGCGUUGUUUUGCAAUCUGCACGUGGACACGAUAAUCAUUUGCUGUUUCUUUGCUACUGCUCAGGUUACAAGAGUAGAUCUGCCUAUGUUGGAUCUACUUUUCUGCUACAUGAAGCAACCACAUAGCAAGCAAGAAGCGUUCCGUUGUGUGUUCAUUGAUUCCUCACUGACCAAGCUCGAAAGGCUAAUGUUCCCUCAUCUGGUGCUGGGAUGCUCUGGCACUGAACACAGAAGAAAGCCCCAGCCCCAGCCCCAGCCAAAGCCGGAGCAUGUUUGUAUCUUCACAUUCUACUCAAAGUUCUUCAGAUAUUACACUAGACGACUGACCUUACAAGCAAAAGCGCAUUACUGGAGGAAAUUUGAAGGAUGCCCAGAGCUUCGUAACACCCCUCCACAUGAGUGGCUGGAAAUUGAAGUCAAAGAUGAGCAACCUAAUCUAGAAUUCGUUUUUGAGCAAAUGCGAGCGGAAGGAUUCAUGAAAUUUUACAUCCAUGAGGUGAGGGAGCAGAUGGAGAAUGCGGGGAUGGAUUGGCAUGAACUGCCUUACCUUUGCACUGGAUCCUCCAUGUGUGAACAGCUGGUGAAUGGUGUUAAGGACAUGCAGCUAUAGCUAGAUUCUUGCAUGGUUUUAUCGGCUGCAACAAUAUUGGGGCUUUUGUUUUGUGUGUUUUCCUUAAGGUAUACUAGCUUUGAUUCCGGUCGUUACUCUGAUUAAGUAAUCUCGUGCAUACACGACAUUUUACGACAUUUAUAUUAAUUAAUUUAUUGUAAUAUCAACUAUGUUUUAUACUUGCUCAAAAGAAUAUUUGUAACCAAUUAUAUAAAGAGGUUUUGACAGGGUAGACUGGUGGUUCUUGGAAGGAGUAAUUGAGCGGUUGGGUUUUGCAGCAAGGUGGAUUAGACUGAUUAUGUUGUGUGUCAAGUCAAUGUCAUAUGUGGUUCUGGUGAACGGUCAUAGGUAAUAGACGUUUGGGCCGAGUAGGGAAUUGAGGCAGGGUGACCCCCCUGUCGCCAUACCUUUUUCUACUAGUAGCGGAUGGCUUGUCAUGCUGUAGAUCCCUCGUUGAUAGUAAAAAAAAAGCUGCAUGGGAUUUCGGCAGCUAGGGGGCUCUGGGCACCUCACACCUCUUUUUUGCUGACGACUUUAUCUUCUUUGCUAGGGGGCUCUGGAAUGUGAAUGUGGAAUAGUGGCAGAAGGUUUCAACUUAAAAGUUUGAAAGGGAAUGAGGAUAUCACCGGCACAACGCUAACAAUUGGAGGAUGCAACAGAAGUUAGAGAGAUCUGCGAGGUAGGAGUUGGGAAUUUUUCCCCUCUCAACACUCAACACUCAAGAUUUAACAAAUAAAAUUUAAAAAUUGAAAAGAACAAAAAUGAUUUUGAAUAGAUUAAUUAUAAAACAAUAACUAAAGUAGAAAGCAACUUGAAAUUUAACUUUUAACAAAAUCUUUGGAAUAAAGUUGUGAUAAUUUUAAUCAAAUGGUGGGCAACUUAAUGAACUUAAUGGGGGUUAACUUUUGUGUUUUCACAUUAUAUUAAGAUUUCCAAUUUAAAAGAAAUUGGAUUUCUAUCAAACUCGUCUCGAGAUUUUUUGUCAUCCAGUUGGGGCAGCAAAAUAGCUUUUCUGCAACCCAGCUACAAUCGCAACUGAUCCACCUUUUGUGCACUGCUAAUACAUAUUUCUUUUGCGCGCUUUAAUAAUAGUCUUGGAUUUCGUCACCAGCGAGUUUGACGAUUACAACGGAUAAAUCAAUUUAGCAAAACAAUAGAGAGAGAAAUAAGUGUUUAUAAUGCAAGUCUUGCUGGUUGUUAGCGUUAGUAAUCUUUGUAUAUAAUGUUAGUAUAUUUUUUAGAAUUUUAUUAUAUGAUUAGUAUAUUUUAUAAUAUUAAUUUGUAUAUUUUAUGUUAUUCUUUGUGUACUUGAUAUUUCUUGGAUUGUUUUCUUAAUGGAAAAUGAAUAGUCAGCAACACGCCUAAAUAGUCAACAUAUGGCAACAACCCUAAUGCAAAAUGAAAAUCAAUUGUCCGAAAUAUGCAUAUCUUCCAUACAAAACAAUAUAGUCCCGUUCAAAUCCUUGCCAAAUGAAAUCUAAAAUAGCAGUUAUAAACUCUCAACAAUACUUUCCAACAUUUAGUAACCUACAAUCAUUCUCCCUCUUGAUGCACAACCCCACAUUACAGGACACUAACACAAAUCUUGAAGAACAACACCAGUUGUUUGUUGAGCUUCUUGUAUAUAAUGUAGGUCAUAUGAGCUUAUAUUGUUAGUUUUGGUGUUUUUAUGGCCAGUAUUCUUUGUAUAUAAUGCCAGACUUAUUUGUAAAUUUUUAUGAUGUACAGUUUUAUAUGUUUUGUACAGUUAGUCAGUUUUAUAUGUUUUCCUAAUUUUAUGGAUUAUUAGUGACAAAUAAAAAAAACCAAACAAACAAUAGGAAAAUGCUUUGGUAAUAGAAAAAUGCAUAGAUUUUAUUUUUACUGUUAGAGAAGUGUAUAGAUUAAAUUUUGUAUGACGAAUAGAAAUUUAUUUAGUGAUGAGAACAUGAAAUAUUCAUUUUUUCAUUAAAAUAAGAAUGAAAUUUGCAUGAUUUA
Linum trigynum is the source of this 4968-nucleotide messenger RNA. The record is from the annotation of a GenBank genome assembly. NCBI's taxonomy places the organism in Eukaryota, Viridiplantae, Streptophyta, Magnoliopsida, Malpighiales, Linaceae.